Molecule: messenger RNA, 297 nt
Organism: Anthostomella pinea
Lineage: Eukaryota; Fungi; Ascomycota; Sordariomycetes; Xylariales; Xylariaceae
Source: the annotation of a GenBank genome assembly
AUGACCACCGAAGAAGCAGUCCUGUCGCAGACGACCGUCACAGCAGGAGAAAGCGGAGCUCACCGGCCAAAGAAGACGUUUGCCCAAUCCCUCGCCCUCUUCGAGGGCCGCUGCCACUGGGUCGUGCCUGUGGUGUUCUUCGGGCUCACAGUCCGCGGCAUGAACCUGUUCGCCUUUGCGCUGACUUUCAAGGCGUACGGCUGGCCCGUGGCAGCCGGCAUCGAGAGGGUGUUCUACGCGCUCGGGUCGGUGCAGAUCGUCAAUGGUCAUCUGCCUGUUGACCACUCCCAUGUGUAA